CGAGAAAGGCUGGUUUGGCGCCCCGCCCGAGGUCACUGGCCAGGCGGCCUUGCAGCCGCCUGGCCGGGUCUUCGGCUGCUGCUGCUGCAUCCGGGCAGGGCCGAGGGGCGGGGAGCGCGGAUUGCGCGCUAUGAUGAAAUCCCCUCGCCGGGCGGGUAUAGGGCACGCGGCGGCUCAUUGCAAUAUUCAGCAGGCAGCCGCGGCGGCAGCAGCAGCGAGGCUGCGAAGGCGCCGGCAUCUUCCCUGCUGCAGCUCUUCUGCUCCCCAGCCGCUCCAUGGCAGGGUUGCCCUGACUCCCCCGCUACACCGCGCCGCCCGCUCCGGCCCGGAAUGAUCUGAACCCCUCCCGGCGGAGACGCACCCGAGUCCAGCGCUAUCGCCGAUCGCAGAGCUCAGUGCCGGGAUGGAUGCGUUUAUGAAGGGUCUAUCCAAGGCCAAGGAAGGGGUCGUCGCUGCAGCCGAGAAGACGAAGGAAGGGGUGGCCGUGGCAGCAGAGAAGACCAAGGAAGGCGUGCUCUAUGUUGGAAGCAAAACCAGGGAAGGCGUUGCAGGUGUGGCCUCAGUUGCUGAAAAGACAAAGGAGCAGGCAUCCCAGCUGGGUGGAGCUGUCUUUUCGGGGGCUGGCAAUAUUGCAGCUGCCACAGGCCUUGUCAAGAAGGAGGACUUCCCCACUGACCUGAAGCCUGAGGAGGUUGGUCAGGAAGCCGUGGAGGAGCCCCUGAUAGAGCCACUGUUGGAACCUGAGGGUGAGAAUUAUGAAGAGCCACCGCAGGAGGAAUAUCAGGAAUACGAGCCGGAGGCAUAAUGGCCAUCCCUGUUCCCGACACUUCCACCAGCAGCACAACAACAACAACAAUAAUGACGACCCUCCCCCUCCCCACCACCCUCCUCCACCUCUCCAAAGGAAGGCCUCGCUGCAGAUGGCGACGGAGAGGAGCCCCCACACCCCAUCCUGUCAUGAGUUCUUCCUCCAGUUCUGCUCCAAGGGACCUCAUCGGGAUCUGUGUUUUAUGUAUCGUGGUCUUUAGCGUUAAGAGAAACAAAGAGUUCUGAAGACAAACCCUGACCGCAGUGGUUUGUGUGUGCGUGUGUGCACGCAUUUGUGAGCCUGGCCUUACUGCCCUGUCUCCCUCCCAGCACAGUAAGGCCAGGCUUCUCUGUGUCUGUAAGAAGCAUGUUGUUAUCUUCUCCAUUUUAAAGCAGAGCAUCCCAUCACCUCGGCCGGGACCCUGCACUGGGCCUGCUGUACAUUUGCUUGCACGUGAAUCACGCCAACUCCGCUCCAUUACCAUUGGUGGAACUUUUUUUUUAUAUCUCUGAAUGGAUUGUUUACGCCUUUGUGACCUUCCCCUUUCCUGACUCCCCUGGUCUUGUAACAGAGACCCCCCUGAUUUGACGGUGCAGAAGUGGUGUCUGUGUAUCCCAAACAAAAGGAGUACCUUUCCCCUCUCCUGCCCCCAGUGCUCUGUGUUGUGACUGUGGCAUGGAUAUGGAUAUCUCCCACUGUCGCUGUGUGUGCAAACCCUGGGGCAGCUGCCAGUGACACAGCUGCCCCUGGGCCCAUGAAUAAAGCCAACUCUUGUCUGUA
Hemicordylus capensis (graceful crag lizard) is the source of this 1588-nucleotide messenger RNA. RefSeq names its product synuclein beta (gene SNCB). Gene Ontology annotation, biological process: synaptic vesicle endocytosis; chemical synaptic transmission; synapse organization. Bases 404 to 805 code for a protein of 133 amino acids. The record is from RefSeq and is a predicted model, not a curated record. The transcript is spliced from 6 exons. Lineage: Eukaryota; Metazoa; Chordata; Lepidosauria; Squamata; Cordylidae. Gene Ontology annotation, molecular function: cuprous ion binding. Gene Ontology annotation, cellular component: cytoplasm; neuronal cell body; axon terminus.